This is a messenger RNA of Paramormyrops kingsleyae, 3275 nucleotides long. Lineage: Eukaryota; Metazoa; Chordata; Actinopteri; Osteoglossiformes; Mormyridae. The record is from RefSeq and is a predicted model, not a curated record.
UGUGUGCCGCCGGAUUGGUCCGCGUUACCGGAGCUUCCCAUAUUUGGAGGAGGAGGAUUUUAAAAAGGAGGAUUAAGCAGGUGCUUCUAUGGAAAUGAAAAGUCCUGACGGGGAGCUAACAGGCGGCCCGGGAUGGGCUAAUCGGAGCAGGAAAUGGCUCUUUACCGCGGCCCUUUUGGGAGGAAAAUAUCCCCUUGAGACGGAGUAAUUAAACUCUUAAUUUACUCACGGGAGAAAAAGGAACAGCUUGCCUUGCGCGAGACAACCUUUGGCUGCGGUGGCAGCAUUAAGCCGGAGAUUUUUUUUUCACUCUAUGUUUGCCCCCCCCCAUGUCUAUUGGGAGAGAGAGACAGGGAGAGAGAGAGAGAGAGAGAGAGAGAGAGAGAGAGAGACCAGUGUGUUCCGGGAGGGGGGGCAACGAAAUAACAAGCAGAGUUUCGCUGAGCGUUAAUGAUGUCCUUUUGCUAAGGUGUCAGCGGAAAACGGUUAUAUUCCCGGCUCCCGUAGGCUGGGAAUCACCUCCUCCAAAUCCACCCGGGUACUUUACCUUCACGCUCUCCCCUCUUCUUUCAAUAUGUUUUCCUCUGUGAAUAAUUCAUAUGAUUAUAAGAGCGAAGGAGGGCAAAAAUGGCAGAGGGGGUUAGAUCCCCCUUCAUCUCCUCUCCACCCCCCACCUCCCCAUUUUUUCCUCUGUUGCACGGUUUAAAACAUCUGAAAAUUGCACGAUCGGAAAGAUAGCCCACUCUAGAAUAAUUUAAUUCAUGACAAAACCUAAUUACUGGCAGGUAAUACCCUGUCAACUUUAAUGCAUUUCAUCACUAAUAAUGAAAAGAGUAUUUCAUGACCCGUCUAAUCGCCGUCACAUUUUAGGCUGGAAAUGAAUGGCGUGGAGCACGUAAGUUAACCACCGGUUCUGAUUUUCUCUCUUAAAAUGUGCCAUGGCAUCUAAUUUAGCCGUUUCUUUUUCUUCUUUUCAUGUCUAUGAAAAAACGCGGAGGUCUACACACCCAGCACAUGGAGCGCUCCUGCUCUCAAGGAAAGCGGAGGGGGGGGGGGGGGUAUACUUCACAUGAGCUUUGGAAUAAUAGCAAAUGGACACGUAGGUGCCUGAAACUCCGCGGGAUGACGGGGCGUCCCAUUAAAGGGGGCUCUUCCAGCGGAGGGCUACUGGCACCUUGGAGGGGAAACCUCAACUCCUGCAACAAACGGGCUGAUGUCACUAUAACGACUGGGGCCCUUCGCUCUGCUUUAAUUAAAGCAGUGGGGUUUUACAAAGACACGCUGAUCAGUGGCGGCAAAUCGCAGAAGUUCCACUAAAGGGAAAAGCUUUAUACUGUAAAACUAGGGAGAGGGGAGAUCAAAUAGCAUCUUGCCAUUAUGGUAAUUAAUUUAAUAGCGCUCAUUAGCCUCGUAGUUUGCCUGCCAUGGCGCUUUCUUCCUCCCGUUCUGCAUGCGUAUACGUGCAGGUCCUCUCUUCCUCCUUUAAAAAGCUUGUUCAAUUGGCUGGGAAGAGGGGAGCAGCGUUAGUGCUUUGGGAGGCGGGGAGUGCAUCCGCGUGUUGGGAAAGAUGCAUUGUUUUUUUUGCUACAUUUACACAAACGCAGGCUUAUGUAGCUGCUAGAAACGGAACAUUUCGCUCAGUUCAGUUACCCGACGUCACGCUGAAGUUGGGCUUAACAGUAUACAGAUGCUCUCCGUCCAGCCAGACACCAAGCCCAAGGGCUGUGCUGGCUGCAACCGGAAGAUCAAGGACCGCUACCUACUGAAGGCCCUGGACAAGUACUGGCACGAGGACUGCCUGAAGUGUGCCUGCUGUGACUGCCGGCUUGGCGAGGUGGGCUCCACCCUCUACACCAAGGCCAACCUCAUCCUCUGCCGGCGGGACUACCUGCGGUUGUUCGGAGUGACGGGGAACUGCGCCGCCUGCAGCAAGCUGAUCCCCGCCUUCGAGAUGGUCAUGAGGGCCAAGGACAACGUCUACCACUUGGACUGCUUCGCCUGCCAGCUCUGCAAUCAGAGAUUUUGUGUGGGAGACAAAUUCUUCCUGAAGAACAACAUGAUUCUAUGUCAGACAGACUAUGAAGAAGGACUCAUGAAGGACGGUUAUGCUCCCCAGGUUCGCUGAAGUCAGGCCUCCACCCUGCACCCCCCCCCCCCCCCCCCCCAAGGCCUGUCCCCACUCGCCCCCAAGAGAAAAAGAGAAAACCACACGACGAGCCUGCAAUCAGCCCCUGAAAGCACUCAUACUGUUUUAUCAGCCACCCCCCCUCCCCUAUGUACAUAACCCCUUCUUCACUGCACCCCCUAGGGGACCUGCUGUAUAGAAUGGCUAUAGAUAUUGGACUGAAUUUGGGCAGUGGCACCCAUAACGUCACGAUGGACUGAGUGGGGAGUUUUUUUGUAUUAAUGAAGACUUCAAGCUGCGACCCCAACACACACACACACACACACACACACCUCCAGCCACCAGUUCCCAUAGCCCCUUAACCCUCCAGCUCCCGGCACCAACAAUCGCCUUAUUGGGGACAGCCCCAGUCACCCCGCCCCCCGCCCCCAACCCAGGCCUAAUGGACAGCACCCUUACACACUGUUUGAGGAUAAAAGAAAAGAAAAUAAGAAUUCCCUCCCCCCCCCCCCCAUGAGAUGGAGCCACCAUAAGAUCUCAGGUUGACAGGGGUGUCAGAACAGGGGGUGUCUAAAUUCUCCCUCUGCUCUGAAAUGAGAGAGAUUCACUCUCUUUUUGUAUAGCUCUGCCCUUCUUUUUACCUAUGAUUCCCUUCCCGUCGUUCCAACAUACUUGGGAAUUUUGUUGGUCCUCAAAUGACUGGGCAGAGUUCGGAAGUCUUAAGAAACAUUUUAUUUAAACAAAACCGAGCCCCACGCAACUACGUGAAUUUAACUGCUGUCACCGUCAUGGUGAAAAGCCAUACUGGGGCCUGAUGUCAUCAGCGUGGGCCGGCCUACGCACGUGGUUGUUGCCGUGGUGACUUCUCUAUGUCCCCCCCCCCCCCCAUGGAGAAUUGGCCCCUGUGUGUGUUUGACAAGUCCCUUGCGUUCACUUUUCAGGCGGGCAGCCAUUUUGCAAAACCCGAAGGCCAAUUGAUUUUCCAUUUGGAAUUGACGUUGUAUAUACGUUUGUUUUCCUUUGCUUGCUAUUGUAUAAUGAUUUCUUUUUAAGUGUCAGACAGCAUGAAAUGUUUAUUUUUUGGACUACUCUUGUACAUACUGUAUUGUAAUAAUUUUAAGCACAAGUGUAAUACAGUUUUAUUGUGUUA